Molecule: messenger RNA, 1278 nt
Organism: Monoraphidium neglectum
Lineage: Eukaryota; Viridiplantae; Chlorophyta; Chlorophyceae; Sphaeropleales; Selenastraceae
Product: Myb-related protein B
Exons: 5
Coding region: 1-1278 (425 amino acids)
Biological process (GO): regulation of DNA-templated transcription
Cellular component (GO): nucleus
Molecular function (GO): RNA polymerase II cis-regulatory region sequence-specific DNA binding; DNA-binding transcription factor activity, RNA polymerase II-specific
Source: RefSeq, a predicted model, not a curated record
AUGCUGGCGGGAGAGGAGUUAAAGAAAGGGGCGUGGACCCCGGAAGAGGCGCCAUUCAGCGAGUAUGAAGACGCAGUCAUCCUCAAGGCGCACGACAUCCACGGCAACAAGUGGUCGGUUAUCGCGAAGCUCCUGCCCGGGCGCACCGACAAUGCUGUGAAGAACCGAUGGAACUCCACGCUCAAGCGCAAGGCGGGCACCCAGGGGCUGCGCAACAGGUUCCUCGCAAAGGGCGUCACCCUGGAGAUGCUGAUGACGCAGUACGCCCACCACGCCCACGACAACGCGGCUCCCGCCCACCACGGCGGCGGCCGCGGCGGCGGCGGCGGCGGUGCGUCCGACUACAGUGACUCGGGCGAUGAGGACGACCAGCCGGGCGACGCCGACGGCGGCGGCUCGACGGGCUCUGGGGCUAGCGACGAUGACGGCGCGUCGCCGUCGGUGCAGGGGCGCCACGUGAUACAGCAGCAGCACGCCGUGCAGCAGCAGCAACAGCAGCAGCAGCAGCAGCACGGCGCGCAGCAGCAGCAGCAGCGCGCGAUGCAGCAGCAGCAGCAGCAGCAGCAGUACCAGGCCAGCCGGUUCUACCGCGCCGCGGCCGGCGGCUGCGCGGGGCCCCCGCACCUGCAGCUGCGGGUCCAGACGAGCCGCCUCUCCGGCGCCGCCGCCGCCGCGCGCUGCGGCAGCGCGGGCACCAUGUUCAGCGAGGAGGACGACUGCACGGACACGUUUGACUUCCACUAUGCCGCCGCGGGCACCAGCCCGGGCGUGCACGGGACCGGCGUGUCGCCGUACCCAAGGGGGCCGUCGAACCUGGACGAUGCCUACCCCCACAACACGAUUCAGGGGCUGCUGGACGAGUUUGCGGCCGCCGGCGCCGCGGCGGCGGCCGCGGCCGCCGCGGCCAGCGCGGGGCUGGAAGACAUCUGCGGCGGCGGCGGCGGCGCGCAAGGCGCGGCGGCCGCGGGCACUGCAGCCUCGGCGGCCGCCUGCCCCGAUGCCGCGUGCAGCGCGGCCGCGGACGGUGGGGCCGACACGCGCGUGGACGCCCCCUGCGGCGCGGACACGGCGGCGGCCGCCACAGUCGCGUCGGCCGCUUCCGCCGCCGCCACGGCUGCGCCAGUGCAGCCGGCAGCGCCCGCGUGGCCGGCCCUGGUCCUGCGCGCCGCGAGCGGCGGCGAGUUUGGCUCGAAGCGCGACAUUGUGUCCAGCCUGUCUGGCGCAGCGGACGCGCGGCUUCUCGUCGGCCGUUUCGGCCGCCACCGCGGUCGUGCGUGA